CAUGUCCUUGAAAAAGCUGAUACGAGAGUAUGGAAAACAUCGAUGAUUAACUUCGCCACGUCAUAUCCCGCCUUCAUGUUUCGAAUAAAUUUCUUACAGUAUCACUAAACGAAAUGAAUAAAAUUAACGGUAUGGCUACAGAAACGUACCAAAUUACAGUUAACAGUCCUCGAACAUUACAUAUUGGAACCCAAAACAUCACGACAGAAUGCGAUCCUGAAACAAACAAAAUUCUUCGGAAAUCAAGGACUAGACUGCAAAAUCAUUAUAAAAGAUCGAAUGCUUAUAUGAGAUCUUUAGUGAGAAACAACAAUUGCAAGGAUAAUGACCUUUCCAUAAAGGAGUACUUUGUAGAAUUGAAAUUAAGAGAAGAAUAUGCUUCAAGAAACAAAUUAGGAGAAAUCCUUCGUCUAGAACAGGUAUUUGCAAAAAAAGAUGAAAACCAGACAAUUCUCCUUAUAGGAGAUGCUGGAUAUGGUAAAACUUCGCUUUGUAAGAAAAUAGCCUUCGACUGGGCAUCAAAUGAACCUGCAGGUUAUCUAAAUCACUUCUAUUUCGUUGUCAUCAUUGACUUACACGAACUGGAUGAGAGGACAUUGUCGGACUCAAUCAUGGACACCAUAUUUGAAAAUGUUCAAAGUGAGGAAAGACCAGACUUAUUUGACUACAAAAUAAACAUUCUUAUAAUGAUAGACGGCUACGAUGAAUUUGCAGAUAAUAAAGUAAUCGAAAAACUCCUGAACGAGGAAUCAGUAGAAAUUUCAGAGAAAAUUACUAUAUUAAUUACAAGUCGCCCACACAAUGUGAAAUCCAUAACGCGAAAUAUGGAUUUACGAAUUUCAAUUGAAGGAUUUACUGAAGAUAAACAAGAGAUUUACAUACGUUCGAUUUUCGAAGGUCAAAGUUCCUGUUGUGCCAAUCUCAUAAAUCAUAUCAAUCAGAAUUCUUUUUUAAAAAGUAUUGCCGAAUGCCCUCUUAUGUUAAACAUAAUAUGCGGUUUGUAUCAAGUUGAAGGAAUCAGAUUGAUCAAAAGAUUGACUGAUUUAUAUUAUCGAAUGAUGUUUCAAAUUACCAAAGACUUUCAAGCGAAUUACGAAGCACACGACUUACUGGAUACAAAAAUUUCCAAAGAAAUAAUCGAUUUACUAAUUAAAUUAAGUAGAACAUUCCCCUAUCCGCUUAAUUAUAAUAACAGAAUCACAAAACAGAGUUUAAAAGAGUGUCUACAGGAUGAAGAUAAAUUAAAAUCCAUCGAACGUAUUCAACUUCUAUACAAGUGUCCAGCCUAUUACGAUAUUAUUCACGAAACUUUUCACGAAUUUCUUUCUGCUCUUUCGUACAGGGAGUGUUCCGAUUUAUCACCGAAGUUAUCAAAUUACGCAUUGCUCUUUUUGUAUGGUCUUUAUGAUAAUGUUACCUUACAAAAAAUUCCAUCGACUUGCUUCCAAUUCAAAACAUUAGAUUCCAAAUUUAUAGAUAAAUUAUGUAUUGAAUCACACAACACAAAUCGAAACGAAAUUAUAGAGUAUGUUAGAUCUUUAGAAUAUGUUAAUUAACUGCUGACUUAUAUGGGCAUAAAUGAAACAUAAACUUGAAAUAUAAUAUAAUUACGUACUUCACGUUCAGCAAUACACGUAAAUUUAAACAAACAUUCAUCCAUUAAACAAGGGUUCUUAUAUACAUUUAUCAUUUUUUAACAGAAAUUUAUUAUUGCCUUUAUGAAUAUAGGCAAAAAACUAGUACAGUAGAGUCUCGAAAACUCGGCGUAAUAUGGCCUAGUUUGUGAAAAUGCCGGGUUAUCGGGAAUGGGGUUAAAAAAAUAAGUAUGAGUGUUUCCUCAGAAAAUACUGCA
Molecule: messenger RNA, 1852 nt
Organism: Centruroides sculpturatus (bark scorpion)
Lineage: Eukaryota; Metazoa; Arthropoda; Arachnida; Scorpiones; Buthidae
Product: NLR family CARD domain-containing protein 4-like
Exons: 3
Coding region: 114-1556 (480 amino acids)
Source: RefSeq, a predicted model, not a curated record